ACAUAUAAAUGAAAGGACUCAAUCCUGAAAAAACCCUUCCCGCGCGGAAAAAGCCCUAUUAAGGGUUUAAUCAAUCCCAGCGCUACCAAUUGCACGCUUUCGGGGAAUUUCUGCACUCAUGGAAGUGGAAAUGGAGGCUUCUCCAAGCUACAGCUACUUCGACCCCGAGGAUCUCAGCAGUCGGGAGCGUUUCCGUCGAUACGGGAAACGACAUCCAGGGUCAAGCCUAUCCCCUCAUCAUGACAAUUCUGCUUCCAGAUUCAGUAAUGCGGCACUUUUUCUUGAAAAUAUAAAACAUGAAGCUGAAAGCCUUGACAUGGAUGUUCAGGGGAUGCCUUUUGAGUCUGUUUCUACAAGGAGAGCAACCUUGGAUGCUCGUGGUGCAAUCAAGUUUGAAGGUGACAUUGAGUCGGUACGUAGGGGGGGAAGUGAAUCACUAAAGGUUUGCAAACAGGAAGAGCUUGAGCAGAUUGAAACUGCAGAUACUACUUUCUCAUUAUUUGCUUCUCUUCUGGAUUCUGGUAUCCAAGACUUGAUACCUAUCCCUGAUCUGAUACUAAGAUUUGAAAGUUCUUGCCGUGAGGUUUCGGAAUCAAUCAGAUAUGGUGCUAAUGAGAGAUAUAGAGUUAUUGAGGACAAAUUGAUGCGGCAGAAGGCUAGACAUUUGCUUGAUGAAGCUGCUUCUUGGUCUCUUCUGUGGUACUUGUAUGGAAAAGGAAAUGAAGAAGUCCCUAGUGAUCUAUUCAUGUUCCCUACAACUUCCCACUUGGAGGCCUGCCAAUUUGUUGCAGUAAAUCAUACAGCACAAUUAUGCCUCCGGAUUGUUCAGUGGCUUGAAGGAUUAGCAUCCAAAGCCCUUGAUUUGGAUAGUAAGGUUAGAGGUUCUCAUGUGGGAACAUACCUUCCAAGCUCUGGAAUUUGGCAGCACACUCAACGAUAUCUUAAAAGAGGUGCUUCAAAUCAAAAAACAGUUCAUCACUUGGAUUUUGAUGCUCCAACUCGUGAGCAUUGCCAGCAGCUGCCCGAUGAUAAAAAACAAGAUGAAUCACUUUUAGAAGAUGUCUGGACUCUCCUGAGAGCUGGAAGACUAGAAGAGGCCUGUAACCUCUGCCGAUCUGCAGGUCAGCCGUGGAGGGCUGCAAGUUUAUGUCCCUUUGAGGGAUUCGAUUUAUUCCCAUCCCUUGAAGCCCUAGAGAAAAAUGGCAAAAACAGGAUGCUUCAAGCCAUUGAACUAGAAAGUGGAAUCGGUCAUCAGUGGAGACUAUGGAGAUGGGCCUCAUAUUGUGCAUCUGAAAAAAUUGCUGAUCAAGAUGGUGGAAAAUAUGAAAAAGCAGUAUAUGCAGCGCAAAGCAGCAAUGUUAAGCGCAUCCUGCCUGUUUGUACCGACUGGGAGUCUGCGUGCUGGGCAAUGGCCAAGUCAUGGCUUGAUGUCCAAGUUGAUAUUGAAAUAGCUCGAUUAAGACCAGGCGGAAUGGACCAGUUCAAGAAUUUUGAAGAAGCAAUGGAAAGAAGUCCAGGGCAAGGGGAUCUUUCUUCUCAGGCAAAUAGUGGGCCUGAUAGUUGGCCGCUGCAAGUAUUGAAUCAGCAGCCUAGCAAUCUGUCUUCUCUUCUUCAGAAACUCCAUUCAAUUGAUACUGUGCAUGAAAAUGUUGCUCGAGCAUGCAAGGAGCAGCAGAGACAAAUUGAGAUGAAUCUUAUGUUGGGAGACAUACCUCACUUGCUUGACCUUAUAUAUUCAUGGAUAUCGCCUUCAGAGGAUGAUGAAAAUAUUUUCAGGCCUCAUGGUGACCCACAGAUGAUGCGGUUUGGUGCACACUUAGUGCUGGUGCUCAGAUACUUACUUGUAGAUCAAAUGAAAGAUACUUUCAAAGAGAAAAUAAUGACAGUUGGAGACUUCAUUAUACACAUGUAUGCAAUUUUCCUUUUCACCAAGCAGCAUGAGGAACUGGUUGGGAUUUAUGCUUCUCAACUUGCUCGUCAUCGCUGCAUUGAUCUUUUUGUCCAUAUGAUGGAGUUGAGGCUCAACAGCAGUGUACAUGUUCGAUACAAGAUUUUUCUUUCUGCUAUCGAGUAUUUACCAUUCUCUCCCGAAGAUGAUACGAAAAAAGGCAGUUUUGAAGAGAUCAUUGAAAGAGUUCUGUCAAGAUCUCGUCAAAACAUUGUUGGAAAACAUGACAGUGCAUCUGAUGUUGCCGAGCAACAUCGUUUACAGAGUCAACAAAAAGCCAUGGUUAUUCAGUGGCUCUGCUUUACACCACCUUCCACAAUUAACGAUGCCGAAGUUGUCGCUGGAAAACUUCUUCUACGUGCGCUGAUGCACAGCAAUCUGCUCCUUAGAGAAUUUGCUCUUAUCUCAAUGUGGAGGGUGCCAGCAGUGCCCAUUGGGGCGCACACAGUGCUAAGUUUACUAGCUGAACCAUUGAAACAACCGACAGAAAUUCUUACCACAGAUGAGGACAACAAUGCUGAGGAUCUUCGAGAAUUCCAGGAUUGGAGUGAGUACUACUCUUGUGAUGCAAAAUAUCGGAACUGGCUAAAAAUCCAACUAGCAAAUUCUGAAGUUUCACCUCAUGAACUUUCGAGAGAGGAAAAAGAAAGGGAAGUUUCGGCAGCUAAAGAAGCUCUAAGAUCUUCAUUGUUACUGCUCGAAAGGAAAGAUAACCCAUGGUUGGUUCCGACCCAAGAUCAUGUGCAUGAAUCGAUGGAACCUGUGUACCUGGAAUUGCAUGCCACAGCGGUUAUGUCUCUACCUUCAGGCGAGUGUUUGCUUCCCGAUGCUACACUGUGCACAACAUUGGCAAGCGCCCUUUACUCGUCUGUAACCGAGCAAGAUGUUCUGCAUAGGGAAUUAAUGGUGAACGUCUCUAUUUCGCCUCGGGACAAUUCUUGCAUUGAAGUUGCUCUUCGUUGCUUGGGCAUGGAGGGCGAUGGGCUCGGAUCACACGACCUGAAUGAUGGUGGAAUUCUGGCUCAUGUUAUGGCUGCCGGCUUCAAAGGAGAACUGGCUCGAUUUCAAGCUGGAGUGACGGUGGAGAUCUCCCGGUUGGAUGCUUGGUAUUCGAACAGUGAUGGCUCUCUGGAAGGCCCUGCAACGUACAUAGUCCGAGGCCUUUGUCGCAAGUGUUGCAUCCCAGAACUCGUUCUUCGCAGCAUGCAGGUCUCUGUUUCGUUGAUGGAGUCGGGCUAUCCGCCCGAGAGGCAUCAUGAGCUGAUCGAACUUGUCACGUCUCCUGAAACCGACUUUCUUCAUUUAUUCAGCCAGAAUCAACUGCAGGAGCUCCUAUUGUUCGAGAGAGAGUAUUCCAUAAACGAGAUGGAUCUAGAGGAGGAGGUUCCAAUUUCAUGAUUGCCUGUCUAACUAACUAACUGCUGCUAACUGUGAGGUCCGGAACCAGAAUUUUCUCCAAAAACUUAUAUUAAUUAACAACUGCAACCGAACAUGUUACAUUGCUCUAUACUAAACAAAUUCAAUGCUCUUUUCAUCUUUAACAUGUUCACGGAUUGGCCGAAUUCUCAGGGAAAUCUUGCGCAUAGGGAGGCUUUUCUGCAUUUUGAUAUAUACAGACAGACAUACAUAUAUACCAAGUAAACAUUAUUCAGCUGAACUAAGGUUAAGGCUAUGCAGUGCUAUUAUGGACAAAGCCUUGUCCUUAUUUAUUUUGUAGUCAUCUGUAUUGGUCUCAGUCCCUCUUAUUGUUGGCCUAUCCAUCAAUAGUAGCAGUAGUCAUACCAUAACCAUAUUCCAACCAUUUUCAUGGUCCGGUAUGGUAUGGUAUGGUAUGGUAUUUUUUACUAACUUGGACAAAAAAGUGCUUCAAUCUUUGGUAUGAAAUAAUAGGUCAGUUAGAUUCUACUUUUGAUCAACUCUUUACUCUGAUUUGAUUUUAUGUCAUAUCAAGCCAUGUAAUGUAAUGUAGUAUUGGCAGCCAAACUUCCAACAAUC
Messenger RNA from Andrographis paniculata, 3943 nucleotides. RefSeq names its product nuclear pore complex protein NUP107. Lineage: Eukaryota; Viridiplantae; Streptophyta; Magnoliopsida; Lamiales; Acanthaceae. The transcript has 24 exons. The coding region runs from base 119 to 3346 and encodes 1075 amino acids. Gene Ontology annotation, cellular component: nuclear pore; nuclear pore outer ring. The record is from RefSeq and is a predicted model, not a curated record. Gene Ontology annotation, biological process: protein import into nucleus; regulation of DNA-templated transcription; mRNA export from nucleus. Gene Ontology annotation, molecular function: structural constituent of nuclear pore.